Xylaria bambusicola is the source of this 1912-nucleotide messenger RNA. RefSeq lists its product as uncharacterized. The record is from RefSeq and is a predicted model, not a curated record. Lineage: Eukaryota; Fungi; Ascomycota; Sordariomycetes; Xylariales; Xylariaceae. Gene Ontology annotation, molecular function: single-stranded DNA binding. Bases 283 to 1689 code for a protein of 468 amino acids. Gene Ontology annotation, biological process: DNA damage response. The transcript has 3 exons.
GAUCAGGUCAGUGAUCAAACAGACACAUGUUGUAUAACUUACUUAGAAUUGUUAGAACGGAACACGAGUUUUACGCUGAUCGGACUUCACGUCAUUAAUCUAUCGACUCUUGCUGCGCUUGUUGACCAGGCUCCAUCAUUCUUCUGGCAGUGACACCUUGGCGGGGUUGCAGCUACCCGCAAGACUCUGAACAAAGCAAUUAUCUUUUAGAGCACGAGUGAUGAGCGCAUUUCAUAAACCAUAAUCACGCAUUGCGGAACACUCGCAUUCAACCAUUGGAAGAUGUGUGGCCGAUAUGCGCUGGCUCUGUGGCCCAGCCAGAUUCGGCGGAUGCUAGAAGAUGACAAUAUGCCUGUUUAUGAGGCUCCUGAUGACCCUGACGACGGCAACGAUGAGAAUGCUGGCGAAGAUAGUGGCGAGCCGCGGGGAAGUGGAUAUUAUAGUGGUCCAAGGCAGAGUUACAACUUCGCCCCGGGCUAUCGAGGCGUGGUGUAUCGAGCCGAUGUUCCAGAUCGGGGCGCGGGGCCUCAAUCUCGGCACGACGGGCAAGAUACCGAUAAUGAGCCUCUAUCUUCUCCUAGCAAAGGCGCCAAGAAGCAGAGCAGCGAUACAGACGAACAGCUUACUGCUGUAGAAAACAACGAUCUACAUUACAAACUGCAAACUAUGAAAUGGGGCCUCAUUCCCUUCUGGACUAAGCGUAAUCCCGGCUAUGGCUCCAUGAUGAAAACCAUCAAUUGCCGCGACGACUCACUUGCGCAGAGUGGUGGCAUGUGGAGCUCUAUGAAGGGGAGAAAACGGUGUAUUGUGGUUGUGCAAGGGUUCUACGAAUGGUUAAAGAAGGAUGGUGGUCGUGAAAAGAUGCCGCAUUAUGUCAAACGCAAGGAUGGUAAACUCAUGUGCCUUGCAGGCUUGUGGGAUGUUGUGCAGUAUGAAAACGACGAUGAGAAACUGUAUACGUAUACUAUUAUUACGACAGAUUCGAACAAGCAGCUAAACUUCCUGCAUGAUCGCAUGCCUGUGAUUCUAGAAAAUGGCUCCGAGAAGAUGCGGAAAUGGCUCGACCCGAAACGUUACGAAUGGUCAAAGGAGUUGCAAUCGCUCCUAGUUCCAUAUGACGGUGAACUAGAAGUGUAUCCCGUGAGCAAGGACGUCGGCAAAGUCGGUAACAAUUCGCCUUCAUUCAUCAUUCCCAUCGACAGCAAGGAGAACAAAUCCAACAUAGCGAAUUUCUUCGCAAAAGGUGCUGUGACAAAAAAGAACAGUAAGAAUCUCAAAGAGGAGAGGGGCGGAGUAGAGGACAUUCCAGAUGCAGUGAUCAAGCCAGAACAGCCAGAGAUUGAAAUCACCGAGACCAAAGGAUUCAAAGCUGAGGACGACGUCGACGAAGCGGACGAGGCUAAAGUGAAAUCCGAAGACAUAGAAGGAAACGAGGACACUGAAAAGGUUUCUGCUGGUAUUAAGCGAGAAGCAACAGAAGAAUCCACGGGAGAGGAACCGCCCAAGAAACUAGCUACUGCGGCGUUGAAUAAGAACCAAAGCGCGAAGAAGAACACAGAACAAUCGUGGGGGAAAGGGGCCCGCAGGCAGAAGAUCAGUGCCACGAGCAACAACAGCAGAAGUCCUACCAAAGCUUCAAAAUCGGCGGGGACGCAGAAGAUUACCAAGUUCUUCGCGAAUAGCUCUUGAUUUCUUCUGAUCAGGGGUGUGCCACGUAGGAGGACUUCGAAUGACUGGUUCCACAGGCCGGUUCAUCUCGAAGCCGUGUAUUGUAUCUGUAUCUAUGUGUAGUAUGCCUAGGGUUUGGUGUUAGCGAAUAUGACUUUGAUUAUGCUGCUUGGAAAAGCUGCUGAUCUGUUGAUGUUAUCAUCUUAUAUAGUACUUUUCAGAAUAUAGGUACACUUCCGCAUCA